Molecule: messenger RNA, 3505 nt
Organism: Chlamydomonas reinhardtii
Lineage: Eukaryota; Viridiplantae; Chlorophyta; Chlorophyceae; Chlamydomonadales; Chlamydomonadaceae
Exons: 6
Coding region: 190-1479 (429 amino acids)
Cellular component (GO): Golgi apparatus
Molecular function (GO): antiporter activity
Source: RefSeq, a predicted model, not a curated record
AAUAAUCUGCGCUAGCAACAAUGACCGGCUACAACGCUUGAGGGCGACUGUCGCAAAUGGCUGCAACAGCCGUGACAGCCGUGACAUUACAGUCGUUACAACAACACUAGUACUUCAAUGUUGACAUCAAGCCCUAGUUCUGCGUUAUGGAAUAGGGACGGGUCAGCUGCAGCAGCUUCCGCGACAGAAAUGAACUCGCGAUUAUGGCUCGGUCUCCUGGUCGCAGUCAUAUAUGGGGCUGUGGCUGUGGCGGCAAACUUCGUGAAUAAAUACGCGGUGCUGGUGUUCCCACUGCCCACGGCCAUUUUGCUCAUGCAAACGGUGACGGCCAUGGUCCUACUGCGUGUGGCGGCUGCGUUGGGCUUCACGACCGUACCUCGCCUGGGCAAGAUUCGGGUGUGGAUGCUGUUGCCCCUCACAAUCUGCUACGCAGCCCACGCUGUGCUCGUGCUUUACUCGCUGGCGUUCUUGUCGGUGCCCAUGUACAACACGCUUAAGCGCUUGACACCAGUUAUUGUACUGGUGAUGAAGGGGGUCAUGGACCAGCGCAUGCCGGACAUGGCUACAACGCUGUCUGUGCUGCUGAUUGUCGGUGGCUGCCUGGUAGCUGGUGCUGGGGAUCUUUCCUUCGAUGGGAACGGCUACUCCCUAACGGCGUUGUGCGCGCUUAUGCAAGCCACCUAUAUCCUACUUGCGGAGCGCCUUGGUAGUGGUGGUAGUACUAGCAGUAGCCGCAGCGGCAGUGCACAUGGGCCGGCGCAUACUGCUCGGGCGCACAAACAGCGGGAGGUGGCGUCAGCAGGAGGCCCAGGCUCUGACGUUGAUAGCGCGGAGGCCGGGGGCUCGCACGGGCACACGCAGUCGCAUCAUCACCAUCACGGCGCAGGUGGGCUAUUGUUUGAGGCGGACGUCGCACACAGCACGGGCGUGGAGCUGCAUGCCAAUGCACAUCUGCACAGUACGCCGCACACACACGGGCCUGCCUGCCACCAUGCGCACGGACGCGCAAGCCCCCUGGCACACAUGACGAACGUCGCAUCGGGACCUCCAGGGUUCGAAGAAGACGGCGGAAGCAAAGGUCCGCUGGGACCUAUCGAGCUGCUCUACAGCAUUUGCGUCAUCGCCACGGUGCCGCUGAUUGUUGCGUCGCUCAUAUCAGGCGACGCCGCGGCCGCCCCUACGCUGCUGAAAGAGCUGCAUGAGAGCAUGGGCUACGUGGGGUUCAUGACAUGGCUCGUGGUGACGGCCGUGAUGGAGGGCCUGCUGACGGGUAUGGUCAUUCUGUGCACGCAGCUAAACAGCGCGCUGACGACCUCAGUGGUGGGCGUGCUCAAGGGCGUCGUGAGCAGUGUGCUGGGGUUCUUCCUGUUGGGGGGCGUCAAGUUCCACAUUGUAAAUGUUGCGGGCAUGGCCAUGAACAUGGCGGGUGGCGUCUGGUACUCAUUUGCGCAGGUGCUGAAGGGCAAAUCCGCCAGCUAGCGCAGAAGAUACUGGGCCAUGUGUACUACUUGCCUUGGUGUGGCUUCUGUGCCUGCUUACGUGCCGCAUGUUUUGGGUUACGGGCACUUUGAGAUGCGUCAACACGCGCCCUAGCUCGGAAUGUGCCAUAUUUGGCCCACUUUUGGCCCAGACCGCUACAGGGCUUCCUAGGCGCCCACGCUUGCCUAAAUAUUGAUGUAAGCACUAUAUAAGAUUAUUGCACGGGUUGGGGGUCAAAAGGGCGCGGUGGGCGAGUGGAUUCUGGGGGCCGGGUUCUGGGGGGAAAACUGAGGGGCGACCCCAAAUUGGCCCACCGGGCCGCGAGGCGUUUUGGUCAUCCCUGCUGGCGAUUUGCCGAUUUCGAUACCCUAUAGAUGUCAUAUGAGGAUUGUUGCAACCGUCCGGGCAGGAUUGGGAGUGUUCUGGAUGCACAUUGCGCCUUAAAUGCUCAGCAUGUUGUUUUGUUUGUCGUCUGCAGGCGCAUUCUGGCUUGCACAAAUCACUAAAGGACAAACAUCAUAAGAUAUUAAAUGCGCAGACCAGGCAACCUGCAGUCCGUCUGCUCCACAUGCCAUAUCUCGCUUAGGCGGUCUUUUGUUCCUGGAUUUCAUGCUGUCGAGUUAUCUGCACACUUAGAUGUAAGCUAGAUAGCUUCGAGGCGAAUUGGCUGGGUCCUAGCGAGCGCGACAUUUGACAUUUUGACUUCUGUUUUCGCUAAAAUUUAAGUCCAGAAACCGUCCAGAGACCUUUACGUAUGUCACAUGAUGCUUUUUCGAUGCUAUAGGGGCCUGGAAUCAUGCAGUCCCCAGGCAGUGCAGUGGCACUUGCCGGAGUGGCACCCGCCGCACCGAGCCCGGCAGGGCCAGCCCUAGUUUACCCAUUUAAGCUUGCUAAGCUAUCACUUACAUGUAAAUGAUAAUAUAUAUGCAGAGAACUGGGCGGUCAGGCAGGCUUUUGAAGACCAGGGCGUGGGCUCUGGCGAGUGGGCCAAAUAAUCGGGCGGGCGCACAGGGCCGUUUUCGGGGACUGCUCGGGAAUCGGCCUCUUACUGGCCUCCCAGUCCUUGGAUAAUCCUUAUAUAAUAUAACCAUGCAAUAUUAAAUCAGGCAGGCUCUGAAUCCGUGCGGGCCAGCCGCACGGGCAAGUGGGCCAAAUUGGGGUAGGCGGGCAAUUAGGCACAUUCCGAGCUAGUGGCUUGCAUUGUGUCGGGGUGCGCCACUGUCUGCUAGCCAAAUAUUGGUUGGACGCACGUAGCCAGCGAACGUGUGUUAAGAUGCACGUUUGGAACACGGUUGGGUUAUCCAGCAUAUAUCAGGGUCGAUGAACGGCUCACGCCGGGGUAGGGGCACGCCAAUUUGCCCACGCCCGGGGUAGGGGCCAUGGCAUGGGUGAAUUCGCGACUAUGGCAAUUUGCGCUAAUUCGGGAAUUAGUGCGCAACUUUGUUAGGCUGUCUUGGACGCCCAGCAUAAUUACAUUUAUGCGACCGGACGCUUCUUUACUUGUUGUCAGUGUUAGAGCCUGUCCGCGGCACAAGUUCGGCCAGCACGACCGUCAAAUCCCUUUGUAGCGCUCUAAUGACCCCAAGCAAGGUUGCAGCAAACUUAGGAGUCAAUAUAGAGAUGGUAGUAGGCGGUAUCUGGGGCUGAAAGCCGUGGAAUGCGCGGCUGCACAAAUUUGCCAAGUUGCGUUCUUCGCCGACAAGGCUUCGCUCUAUGGAUCGGCAGCGCACUAUUGAAUUAUUGCCAAUGUGGUAUCGUUUUCAAGUGCUCGCGGCACGAAACACUGAUGUUAAUACUGCUGUGUUGUUUUCCAUUAACUAUGGGGGGUUCCGGGGGCGUAGCCCCCGGGAAAAAUUUUGGAAAUCCCUGGCACAAAACGCUUGAUUUUUGACGUUGGUAAGGAGGGCACGGCGUGCUCCGCCGGGGUCACAACUGCUGGGGGCAGCCGUGGGCACGACACGCGGUCAGGUAGCCCGGCCUGCCAUGCUUCUACUUGCUGGGCGUGGGCGCUACACCUCCUCUGCCU